UCGCGAAGGAGAGAGCCGAGACGAUCCACAGACCCGAUGCCUGCGUGCUGGUUACAAUUCAAGAUCAAAGUUGGGAAGCUAGAAAAAUAACUGGUACAGAAAGAACUUGGAGCAGAGUGUAAUCAGAUAAGACCACUGAACCAGAUCUCCUCUGCAUGAUAAUGAGUCACCAUCACUACAGAUUUUACACGCUCUGGAGUGAAAGAAGAAAAAAAAAGCAUUCAGUCAUCUGAGGAAAGUUGUAGAACACAGGUGGAGAACGAUUCAUGAUUUGUGGACUUCAAUUGCAGAAUUCCUGAGCCAGUCAUUGUUCCCCAUCCCUAUCGUAGAAGAUUGCAGGCAAAACUUCAUGGGUCAGAAAUCUGGGCAUCCCAAGGAAAAAAGAUCUCCCAAGCUGUAUGGUUAUCAGAUUUUAGUACCAGAAGAACAAGAAGAAAGCAACGAGAAAGAAAGCAACGAGAAAGAAAGCAACGAGAAAGGAAACAACAAGGAUUUGGAAAAGAUUAGCAAGCAGUUUGAUGAAAUCCUUGGAAUGGCCGACUCAAGAAAUGGUGCUGUUGGCUUAUACAACAUUGGAUUGAACUGCUGCGUCAACUCAUUGCUUCAAAGCUUCUUAAUGAACAGAUACUUCACUUCGUUACUCCGGAGGAUCAGUGUACCAUUUGGAACAGCAGAACGGAAGGCCAAUGUCCCUUAUCAAAUGCUUCUGCUGUUGGAGAGUAUGCAGCGGGCCAAGGGGAAGUCCGUGCACCCUUUUGACCUUAUCUACUGCCUUUCUCGUCAUGGUGUGAGAUUGUUUGUUCUCCACGAUGCUUCAGAAAUCUAUUACAAAAUCUGGAACCUACUUAAAAGCCAAAUCACAAACACAGACCUGGUUGAAAGAUUGACUGAUCUGUAUACCAUCCGUUUGCAAGAGUUCCUGAUGUGCCAGAAAUGUUCCCAUGAAAUAAAGAUAAACAAUAACCAGCUAAUGCUACAUCUUCCAAUGUUUGAUUUUGAUUCUCAUCAGAUUGUUGACUUGGAAAAUUCACUCCACUGCUUUUUCAGACCAGAGCAAUUAACUAGAGAAAAUAUAUGUCACUGUGAGAAGUGUAACAAGAAAACACCAUGUCUGAGGAGGGUGAAAAUAAUGAAUUUGCCACAGAUGUUGACGCUACAUCUCGUUCGCUUCCGUUCUAAAGAUGGCAACAGAACUAAGAAAGUCACACAUAGUUUGGCUUUCCCACCAGAGCUAAAUUUUAGCCAGAUCUUGACAUCAGAACAGUAUCAACCAGAUGCUAAAAAGAAGAGUGAUGGGUUGUAUGAUCUCUUCGCGGUGAUUGCCCACUCGGGACCAGCUGACUUUGGUCAUUAUUGUGCCUAUAUCUGGAGUCUCACCGAAUCCAAGUGGUAUUGCUUCAACGAUUCCAGUGUUUGUGAGGUAUCCUGGGAUGAUAUCAAAUGUACUUACGGAAGGCAGUCUCUCCGUUGGGGUGAAACUGCCUACCUUCUGGUUUACAUGAGAAAAAAUAGCACAUCACUCUGAAUGGGAAUGAAGACUUAUGGUAACUGGGAAAGCUCCCAUUUACACUUCCCAAAUAAACGGAACCCAGCAAGUUGAACCCAUGUCUAUCAUCAUCAGUAAAUGAGCAUGCACAUGAAAAAUGCACUUUAAGCCCUCGAGAAAAUGAGUGCAUAAGCAAAAGAAUGAAUUUCUUUCCAAAUAGUUCUGGAAAGCUUCCCAUAACUCCUUGGGGGGGUUCUCUUUCUAGAGCAGGGGUCUCCAACCUUGUCAACUUUAAGCCUGGCGGACUUCAACACCCAGAAUUCCCCAGCCAGCUUUGCUUGGAGACCCCUGUUCUACAGUGAUCACAUUUUAUUAAUUGGCAUAGGAAUAAGUAUUUCUACACAAGAGUAAUAUAUAUUAGUGUGUCUGUUGGAAAUGAAAUGAUAUACUUGAAUUGCAUUCUGAGUGACCUGAGUAAUUUGCUUUCUCUUUAAGGGGACAUAAUUUUAUAUGAUGAUUAAUUACCAGUUACAGUCCUAGGAAUUGUAAGAUGCUGCAAUUGAAAAAGAGAUUCUUAUAUCUGCUUAAAUUCUGUCACAUUGUAAAAUAGAAGAACAUUUGGAGGAUAUAUUUAUUAGAGCCAAGAGUUUGCAAUUUGCUAUAUAUUUCAACAUCAGUCAUACUAUGAGGCCUUCUCUGCUUAUAUGAUUAGUGUGUUAAUUUCAUGUAUUUUAUGAUGUGUUUUAUUAUAGCCACUCAUGCAAGAAACUCCUUGGAAUGGGGAAAUGACACUUUUUAAGAAAUGAAUGGUUACUUGAUCUACUUCAGGUUUUCUUGGACAUGUUCAUAAGACUGACAAAUGAGUAAUGUGGUAUAAAGAGAACCAGCUGGCUAGAAAGUUAUGUACUUGGGUUGGUGAUGGAAUAAUAAUUAGUUGCUCUGGAUAGCAAGCAUAUAAAUUUAAUAAAAAUAAAAUAAGUUAUCAAAUUCUGGCUAAGAUAACAAAGAAUUUCUGUCUACAACACAUGUAUUUUAUUUUAUUUCAGUUUGUAUGAAAAAUCUAGGAAUGCUUUAUAUAAGCCAAUUGUUUAUAAAUUAUCAGUAUCAUCAACUUGUCAUUGGUGUAUUUAUGAAUAAUGUUAUGUUUUAAUUAUGUUUUCCUGCUUGGAAUAUAAAGUAUUCUAUGUUAUGAAGUAGUUAAGUAGUUGUUGGAUUACUGUUCUCUUCUUUGAACGCUAAAAUGUCGUUUUAGGAAAAUGUGUCAGUUUUUAUGCUACAACUGCUAAGACUUUUAAUGGGACCAUUCUGAUUGAAUGAUGGAAAAUAUAAGGAUUUACAUUCCUUGCAGUCAUUCUCUACCACUCAGUCAGAACUGAAGAAGCUUCUUGGAUGAGAAGUGAAAUGUCUUCAAGGAAAAACAAAGGAAGUGCAAUUGCCUCUUGAAAAAGCAUCUUUGGGAUAACCAUGACCAGGAUGACAGAAUCUCCAUUGUCAGAUAGAAAUUGUAGUUCUGUCUCAUCUGUUGAAUAAACUUCUGAUCAUCACCGGUCUUGAAGAAAAAAUGCAUUGGAUCAACAAUAGCUUUAAAGCAAGAUCUUCAGGAUAACCUUUCCAUUUCAUGCAAGCUUAUGAAACAUAUCUAUAUAUUUGCAACAGAUCAAUAGAUGUGAAGAAAGAUUCAUCUACCUUUGGGCAUGCAACUGUUAAAAGAUCAGGAUCUCUGCUACAGAAAAGAAAACCACUCCUGGGGCAUGGUUUCUUAUCUGUACUUUAUAUAGUCUCUACUUUAAUAAGUGUUUUCUCUAGAUUAGCAGAAAGAGUUAAUCAUAGCAUACUAUUAUAUCGAUGAGAAAUCACUGAUGGGGCAGAUCUAAUAAAAAUGGAAUUAAGGAUUGUAGCAGAUCAUAGAUCAGUUUUAAUUCAAUUAUGGAAUAUUGAGGUAUGUUUGGACUUUGGAAAAUCCAAAUUGAAAAUAUUCUAAACAUAAUUAGUACAAUCCAUGGUUAUAUUAAUCAAUGUAAGAAAUUCUAGAGAACGAUAUUAAUCGGAUCUGGAUACAGGUUUCUUCUCCAUAUUUAUGUUCAUGUAAUGAUCCAUUGGCAAAGUAUACAGGCCAAAUCUAACCUUACACAUUCAAGGUUGGGAGAAAAGCUCAUACCGAGAAAAUGUUUUGCUGAAACAAGAAGAGAACAUCCACAGGUGCUUCAUCUUGGUCACAAAACAACAAACUCACUGGUGACAUUUGACUGAAAGGAUGUCCAGGUAUACUAGAUGUCUUGGAUCUUCUUCCUGCUGCUGCAAAGGAGACCUCAUUCAUUAAGCAAGCUGGACUAAGAAAUCUAGAACCACAUUAUUUCCAAUGGAUUAACAGCAGAGGGCAGCCUAAGAACUAGACAGAGAAAUUCCACCCCCCCCCCCACUUUUAGUAUAAAACAAUUAGCUUUAGAAAUGUAUUGCAUGGGAGAAGAGAAUUUUGGCUAAAUUUUCUUGGGUGGAAUGGGGUGUUCUUGCACAUAUCCAAUAUCAGAUGAUAAAGAGAUGAUUUCCAUUUUCUUUCUAUGUAUUAAAUUUAUUUAUAUCCCA
This is a messenger RNA of Pantherophis guttatus, 4069 nucleotides long. It is a transcript of the gene USP18, whose product is annotated as ubiquitin specific peptidase 18. Gene Ontology annotation, molecular function: cysteine-type deubiquitinase activity. The record is from RefSeq and is a predicted model, not a curated record. Gene Ontology annotation, cellular component: nucleus; cytosol. NCBI's taxonomy places the organism in Eukaryota, Metazoa, Chordata, Lepidosauria, Squamata, Colubridae. Gene Ontology annotation, biological process: protein deubiquitination.